UAGCAAAAUCAUAGGCCAAUGAGUCAUUUUAGAAAAAAAACACGUGUAAUUAAUACACUAGUUUCGGAGGUUGUAUGUAAAUACUGUGGGGUAUUGUUUACUGUAGCACAGAAUUACGAAUUACAUAAAAAUACUGUUCUCUAGAAAAAACAUGAUACGCCUGCAAAAAUAAAAAACUAUUUUUCCUGAGUACGUCACAGAACCGUUGUCAGAUUCAUUUCGAUCAAGCAACCGAACAACCUGCUUAAGUAAAUACUAAACAAAGUCCAAAAGUUUCUGAGAAAUCUUCAAAAAAAGAAAAAAGUGCUUCAGACAAUCGCUGAAAGUGUUUCAGUUCUAAUAAAUUCAUCAUGUCACUGGUUUAUGGAUCGUCUGACAACGAAAAUGGUGCACUCGAUCAAAUAUUUGAUAGAGACGAAUUAGAAACAUUUGUUAAUAAUAAAAAACGACUGAAGAAACUUUACCAAACAGAAUACAGUUAUAUGAGGUCUUUAUUAUGGGAGAAUAAGAGUAGAGAUUUUCCUCUAAAGGAUUAUUACGUUAAUUUAAAACUGCAGGAAACACAUAAUUUUAGUGUUAGUCCAAUUGGCGACAUUCUUGAUAUCAAGGAUAUAUUUAAAGAAGUGGAUGAUGGACAUACCAGCAUUCUUGUAUGUGGAGAUCCUGGUUCUGGCAAAACUACAUUGUGCAAGAAGAUUGCGUACGAUUGGGCUGUUGAUAAUUCCUCAAACAAUUACAUAAGUCAUUUCGAUAUUGUUGCAGUCUUAACAUUAACGGAACUUGAAAGUUAUAAGAAAUUGGAAGAUGCUGUUUUAGAAGAUAUUUUUGAAACUUCAGAACCAGAAAUGAAGAAAAAAAUACGGAGGGCAAAUUUAAAUGUCUUAAUUAUUUUAGAUGAAUACGAUGGUGUUACGAGUUUUGAUAGAACCAAAAAUUUCUUAAGAAAGGGUUCCUUUGGUAUUUUUCGAAAGUUGACUAUUAUUGUGACGAGUCGUCUUCAUUCUGCCGAAGAAAUAAGAGAAUUCGUGAAUUUUCGAUUUUAUCUGCAAGAAUUUACACCCGAACAGCAGGAAGAAUACGCGAAGUUGGUGUUCAAACAAAAUGUUGGUAAAACACAAACACUUCUUAUAUUAUUACGAAACGAAUUUUAUUUAUCUUUGUCUAAAUAUCCGUUAUUCUUGCACAUGCUUUGUUGUUUUCAUAGCACUAAUCGAUUAGAAAAUAUACAAAGAAAGACAGAUCUGUAUAUUUAUAUAAUGCAAUUGAUUACAAAUAGAUCAAAGAAAAAACUCGAGAUAAAUUUCGAAGUGCCAAUAGGAAAGCAUUUUCCAUUGGAAGAAAUUUUAGUCAGAUUAGGAAAGUUAAUUUUUGAGAAAAAUACCAAUGAGCUCUUGUAUCCCUUCGGUAAGAAACAAAAAAUUACAAUCGACGAAUUAAAUAAAUAUGUCGAUGACCGUCAUAAGAUUUUUUGUAAUGGUUUGGAUUUUCUUUCUCAUUGCUUUGACAUUGACGGUAAUUUUUGUUUCGAUUGCAUUCACGAGACCAUCGAAGAAUUUCUCGUCGCCCUGUAUUUGUAUAAGAACCCUGAAGUACCUUUUUUGAAUGUCACUAGAGAUUGUUCUAUACCACGUGUUACAGAGUUUACAACUCAUAAUUUUAUUACGUUUUAUUUUGGUUUAUUUCGAAAUGAAAGAAUUCCAGAGAGUUGCUUCAAUCAUUUAGAUAAUGUUGUACUUUCGUUGGACCUUUCGAUAAUAAUAUACAACGAAAUUUUCAAUGAAGAAGACAAGAAAAUAUUUUCGAAUACAAUUAAAAUGUACCAUAACUCUUGUAAUUCAUGUAUCGGCUUUUCUGUUCGGACUAUUCCUUCAGAUUUUUCUCAAAUAUACACAAUUGUUGACAUUGAGGAGUCUUCCGACGUUACGUUUAGAAAGCUGAAUAAGCUUCACAUUAGAGUUUCGCAAUGCAGUCAAGUGGAAAUAUUUAUAUUUCUGAAAAUACGGGAAAAUUUUCUUCGACCGAAAGGUACAACAGCAUUGAAAUAUGAUUGGAAAAUAAUGGAGAACAUUCGGGAUAUAUUGAGUAAAAACUCGUGGAAAAAUUUUGAAAUAUAUAUAUGUGGAAUAUUUCAGGCUUCUUUUCUUAUUGCAUGUGAUAUUGAAAACAAAAGUCGACUUAUUACAUUCCCUGCAUAUUUGCUUAAAGCUUUCAGUUGUGUCGAAAAUCCUGCAGAAAUAGUUUUUGAUGAUUCAAAUUUAAAUACAUCUUACAAGUUGGUUAAGUUGAAAUUUACUACAGAAGAUGACACGGAAGACAAUAGUUUAAUUUUAAAGAAGAAUCUGUUUCAAAUUAUACAGCCUUAUAUAAAGUUAUUUCACAAUUUAUAACUGCAUACAUUGGAAAAUAAUGAUACUAAAUGAUCUUUUCAAUGCAAUGAAAAGUGCAAGUUGCAUUAUAUAAAUGACCUUUCGGCCAAUAGAAUGUUAUUAAUUGAUAUUCAUUAUUAAAGUAUAAUUGACGUGAAAAUUUAUUAGGUGACGACAUAAAAGUCAGCAAUCUUUUACCCAAUUACUUUUAUAUAUAGAUUAGUGAUGUAGAUGUCUUGUAUGUUAGUUGAUUGUUAGGAGAGAGCAGGUAUUGAGUAGAAUACUUAUUCAAUGUUAAGAAAUACACUCACAACUUUACAAUCAAAAUUGAUAUUUUAAUGCUUAUGUUUUUCUAUAAAGUAUUAAUUUCGAUGAACUCCAGAUAAUUUAAAUGCAAGAAGGCCUUGGUAUAUGUUAACUAUUAAUAAACUACAGU
Messenger RNA from Centruroides sculpturatus (bark scorpion), 2802 nucleotides. RefSeq lists its product as uncharacterized. The record is from RefSeq and is a predicted model, not a curated record. Lineage: Eukaryota; Metazoa; Arthropoda; Arachnida; Scorpiones; Buthidae. Bases 351 to 2387 code for a protein of 678 amino acids. The transcript has 4 exons. Gene Ontology annotation, molecular function: ATP hydrolysis activity.